AUGCCAUCCCAUGACAGCCUCAUCCUAGGCCUCUCGCUUCCCACCAUCGCCUCCCUCCUCCUGCUCCCCGCCCUCUGUUUCCUCUACACCUUCCUCGCACCCUCCUUCACCUUCCCCCAAAAGGCUCCUUCCCAGUCCACUAUCUCGAACUUCCCUAUCGUCGGUGCCCUGCAGUUCUUCACGCGGAGAUGGGAUUAUUUCAGGCUUUCCAGGGAUGCGGCCAAGACUGGCAACUUUCGGUUUUUCUUGGGCAAGCAUCCUAUCGUUGGACUGACUGGUGCGGAGGGCCGCAAGGUCUUUUUUGAGAGUAGGGAGUUGAGUAUGCAUGAGGGAUACGCAAUCCUAUUUGGAGCAAGCCCAGCUAGUCUCAAGAAAGACAGGCCGGCAAACGACGACAAUUUCGGUGGUUCUGGAGGCUACUUCCAACGCCGUAUAACCAAAUUGAUGAAAAAGGAGGUCAUCGAGAGAGGCCUUCCUUACCUAAUGCGAGAUGUCCGUACCUUCCUUGACACCCUCGCCCAGUCCCCCACAGGCAUCACAAACCCCUUUGAAUCCUUCUACCGCCUCGUCUACCAACUUACCAUGCGCACUGUUGGCUGCAGCGACAUCGCCAAUGACCCCGUGCUCCUCGAGAGAACGCUUCAGCUCUACGAAACCAUAGAAGCGAGCGCGACCGCUGCAACGAUGCUAUUCCCGUGGUUCCCAAGCCCAUCUGUCAUAAAAAGAACCAUUUCAGGGGGUAAGUUGUAUAUGGUUAUUAAUAAAAUUGUGGAGAACAGGAAGAAGACUGGGAUCAGGGGUGAUGAUCCGUUGCAGUUCUUGAUUGAUGAAGGAGAUGAUGUCAAAAGUAUCAUUGAAUUCAUUGUGAGCGCCCUCUUCGCAGGUCUACUAAACAGUGGCACCAAUCUAGCCUGGGUGCUGUGCUACCUCGCGCAAUCCCCCGAAUGGAUGGCCCGCGUACGUGCCGAAGUCACAGCAGCCGCCGCCAAAUAUUCCACCCACCCUGAUCCAUCCGCGCCUUUAAUCGACCAACUCGGCACCCUUACCCUCGAGGCAUGGGAAUCCAGCUUCCCAACCAUCGAUCUCUGUCUCAAAGAAACCAUUCGGCUCCAAUUGCUCGGCAGUGCGUUCAGGAAGAAUAUCAGUGGCAGAGAGCUGAGUGUGGGGAAUGGAGAAGUGAUCCCGCCCGGUGCAUUUGUAGCUUAUCAUUUGGGUGACAAUCAUCUGAAUCCGGAGAUCUAUUCGGAGCCGGAGAAGUGGGAUCCGUCUAGGUAUGAGAAGGGCAGGGAGGAGGAUAAGAAAGCUCCGUAUGCGUGGGUUGGUUGGGGAGUGGCGAGACAUCCUUGUUUGGGCAUGAGAUUUGCGAAACUCGAGCAAAACGUAAUCACGGCCUUCUUCCUCGCUAUGUUCGACUUCGAACUUACUGACAAAGCGGGUACUCCGGUCUUUCAAACGCCACCAGUAGAUUUCAAUGGCCAUGCAGCGACGAGGGCAGAAGGCGCGUAUUUGAAGUAUACGCUCAGGACUUGA
Molecule: messenger RNA, 1530 nt
Organism: Lachnellula hyalina
Lineage: Eukaryota; Fungi; Ascomycota; Leotiomycetes; Helotiales; Lachnaceae
Gene: cyp51
Product: Lanosterol 14-alpha demethylase
Exons: 5
Coding region: 1-1530 (509 amino acids)
Biological process (GO): sterol metabolic process
Molecular function (GO): oxidoreductase activity, acting on paired donors, with incorporation or reduction of molecular oxygen; monooxygenase activity; heme binding
Source: RefSeq, a predicted model, not a curated record